AGUUUAUUUCACGACACACGACACGUUCUUUACUAAAUCGCCAAUACUUUAAGAUCAUACGAGUGUAUAAGAAAUCAUCAAGUUCACCAUGAAUUUCCUCAUAUUUUUACUCGUAAUCUGUCCUAUUUACGUAACCGCCGAUGUCCUCGGUGAUCUGCUCGGUGAAGAAUUGUAUCUAGUUGAUCAUAUUCGAGACAAGAGACAAACUCAUGCACAGCAACAACAACAGAUCAGCUAUAGGCCGUAUUCUCAAGCACCAGCACAAAUAAAACAACUUUUAGCAUCCCAACAACUUCGUAAUCCUUUGGUACACAUUCCCUCACAACCACCACCACAAUUAGCAAAUGGACCCAGACAAGAGCCAGUUUAUCAGAGCCAAGCUCAAGUGGCUUCCUAUAGGCCAGAAGUUCGACUAGGUUCGGCACCACAGCAACCAUCUUACAAACAAAUUCCGGUAGCUCCAGCACAAUACAGACCACCCGCAGGUGCUGCCCAAGCACCUCAGGCUCGUCCUCAAUACCAACCUGGCCCACUUCAGGGUAAUUAUCAGCCACAGGCACAACCACAACCACAAUACUCAAAACAAUUACCCUCGGAGCUUCGACAAUUAUUGCAAAUCCAAGCUGGAUUACCUAAUGCCAUUCCACAUGGUCGACAAGGUUAAUUCUUAACAAAGGAUUAUCCAAAAUUUGUAUCCUUCUUUCUUCUAUUUUCAAUAGCUUUUCUUCAUGCAUGCUAUCAAUUUUCAUUAAACAAAUAAAUUACGAUCUUUCAAGGAAUGUGCUAUUAGAAGGGAGGUUCAAAUGUUUAAUCAUCAAUUCAUUGUCAUCUUU
Polistes dominula (European paper wasp) is the source of this 833-nucleotide messenger RNA. RefSeq lists its product as uncharacterized. NCBI's taxonomy places the organism in Eukaryota, Metazoa, Arthropoda, Insecta, Hymenoptera, Vespidae. The record is from RefSeq and is a predicted model, not a curated record.